GGGCUUGUACGCCUUUUGUGGACCUCUGCUGGGCCGUAUACGUAGACUUGAGCUCCCCGUCGAUUCCGGUGUUGAUACACACACACACACAUACACAUACCUGUCCCGCGUGCACCACUCAUGUACUCGUUUAGCUUAAAACCGACGGGGCGGAAGGUGGACCCGGCGUCGGCCCCGCCCCGCCCGCACACGUCAUCCGUGCUCCUAUUGAGCUGCAACAUCGCAACGCACCGCACUCGGAUCAGGAUGACACGCCUCUGCCCCCCGACCACCACCACCAACUUCUCUCGUCGGAUCACCCCUCGAAUGGCGGGGCCUCCGACAGGAAUGGCGCCCCCGCCGCCAAUCCACCGUCUCCGCAGCCCCACGCGCUCUCCACCGCGUCCUCGCUGCUGCACCCACCAGUGCUGGUGCACAACGUCAGCGCGUACGCCGACAUGCGCGACGCGGCGGAUUGGUCAGCCGCCGUGCAGCGCGAGCGGGCCGAGAAGCGGCAGCGCGCCCUCUCCCUGCACGAGGCCGCAAAGGCAGAGGAACAGCACCGUCGCGAGGUGGCAGAGGCGCAGAGCAAGCGCGAGCUGCAACGCCGCAAGGAGGAGCGUCAGCAGAUGCGUAAAGCGCUAAAGGAAGACGAUGAAAUGACUGAUUUCCAAGACCGCAGCACGCAGUUCCUUAAAAACCAGCAGCGGCUGAUCAACCUGGGUGCUUCCGUGGCGUACGCGGAGCAGCAGCACAAGGCGCGGGCGAAAGAAGACAUGCAUAAAACGUGGACGAAGAGCCUUACAGGCGCGUCUGCUGGUGCCGCUGCGAUGACAAUGACGAUGACGAUGGGCAACAGCACGACAGGGUAUCCGCUGUCUUCCGUGCCUGUGUCGUCGCGCGCAGCAGGUCCGCCAGCCGCGCGGACGGCAGCGGCGCUGUCGAAGGAGAGUGAACUGCGGCAGGCGGCGCUGUACACGGAGGACGCGUACGUGCAGCUCAGUCUUGCCUACCGCAACGAAGCACACCGCUCGCGUGCGACGGCGGGUAUCUUGGCCGCCCCGGCGGCGAACUCGGCCGUCGCGUCGUCGACGGCCGGCUCCGCACCAGCGGUCACCGCCUGUGGGCCGGGACCUGCCUCCGUCGCGCCCUUACCCUUCCGCACCGCCCCGCAGAUGUACUGCCACGACUCGGCAGACCACAUGGGUUCGUUUGCACACGACAUCCCAACCACGUACAUACCGGAGUACUUCGAAGACCGAUAUGGUGCGACGGGGGCGGUGUCCGCGUCAGGGGCGGCGAAUGGUUUUGGCGAGGAGGUGAUGCCGCUGCCUCUCACCCCUGCUCCCGUGAGUCAGGAGGCGAGCAACGCGCUGCGGCACAGCUACUACCCCUGGGCCGCGCUGGCCGACGCAGGAACCGACAACGCGAAGCCGGUGCUGCCGUCGCGCGAGGCGUACUUCCCGGUGGAGCGGUGGGGUGCGGCGGAGCUGCAGGCCUCCAUCUACGGCCACAACGUGCAUCCCAAUGGCACGAUGCAGGAGUCGUGCGAGCGGCGAAGGGAGUUUGCGGAGGACUUCAACUACACGACAAUUCCGUGCGACAACGCGACCGCCACGAGCAACUCUCCGGAGAAGAUCGAGCCGUAUCAUUCUGGGAAACGCAUAGAUGUUUGGCUGUGA
This is a messenger RNA of Leptomonas pyrrhocoris, 1661 nucleotides long. RefSeq lists its product as hypothetical. NCBI's taxonomy places the organism in Eukaryota, Euglenozoa, Kinetoplastea, Trypanosomatida, Trypanosomatidae. The coding region runs from base 438 to 1661 and encodes 407 amino acids. The transcript has a single exon. The record is from RefSeq and is a predicted model, not a curated record.